Messenger RNA from Nothobranchius furzeri (turquoise killifish), 4374 nucleotides. RefSeq names its product myotubularin 1 (gene mtm1). Gene Ontology annotation, cellular component: membrane; cytoplasm. The record is from RefSeq and is a predicted model, not a curated record. Gene Ontology annotation, molecular function: phosphatidylinositol-3-phosphate phosphatase activity; phosphatidylinositol-3,5-bisphosphate 3-phosphatase activity. Gene Ontology annotation, biological process: phosphatidylinositol dephosphorylation; muscle cell cellular homeostasis; mitochondrion distribution. NCBI's taxonomy places the organism in Eukaryota, Metazoa, Chordata, Actinopteri, Cyprinodontiformes, Nothobranchiidae.
UCAGCGCUGUGCCUGCCUGUCACGUGACUCAUAGUGAGUUGGUGCUGUGGCUUGAAGGAAACUGAUCACCGUUUAGCCACGGAGCGCUGCGCUUUCCUGCCUGUCCCUCUCUGAGCGAUGGCCUCACCAGUCUCAGGCUACAACUCUAGCACUUUGGACUCUCACAUCUCUACUACCACCAGAGAUUCUCUAAAGAUGGACUUUUCCUUAGAUGUGUCUCUGCUACCAGGAGAGGACACAGUUACAGGACUAGACAUCCUUUACAUUUGUCCGUUCAGCGGGGCAUUGAAGGGAAAAAUUUUGCUCACUAACUACAGACUCUACUUCAAGAGCUCCGAUGAUAUAACGAUGACACUGGACGUUCCUCUAGGAACUGUCAGUCGAGUGGAGAAGAUGGGCGGAGCUUCAAGCAGAGGAGAAAACUCUUAUGGCCUGGAUAUCACCUGCAAGGACAUGAGAAACCUGAGGUUUGCCCUGAAACAGGAAGGCCACAGUAGAAGAGGGAUCUUUGACUUGCUCUUCAGACAUGCCUUUCCUCUCUCUCAUGGUCUGCCUCUGUUUGCUUACGUAACUCAGGAGAAGUAUGCUGAAAGUGGCUGGAACAUCUACAAACCUGUAGAGGAGUUCAGACGUCAGGGUUUACCCAACAACAAGUGGCGUAUUGCCUUCAUCAACAAGAAUUAUGAUCUGUGUGACACAUACCCAACCGUGCUGACUGUGCCUUGUAAAUGUAAAGAUGAAGACCUCAGGAGAGUGGCUUCCUUCAGGUCCAGAUCACGGAUACCAGUUCUGUCAUGGAUCCACCGGGAGAACCAGGCAGUGAUUGUUCGCUGCAGCCAGCCUCUGGUGGGAAUGUCUGGUAAAAGGAACAAAGAUGACGAACGCUACCUGGAGCUGAUCAGGGAGGCAAAUGACACCACUAAGAAGCUCACCAUCUACGACGCUCGGCCCAGUGUCAACGCUGUGGCCAACAAGGCCACUGGAGGGGGCUACGAGGGGGACGAGUACCAGAAUGCAGAGCUGAUAUUCCUGGACAUCCAGAAUAUCCAUGUCAUGAGGGAGUCCCUAAAGAAACUCAAAGACAUUGUCUACCCUACUGUCGAGGAAUCUCAUUGGCUGUCCAGCCUAGAGUCCACACACUGGUUGGAACACAUCAAACUGGUGUUGUCAGGCGCCAUCCAAGUAGCAGACAAGGUAUCUAGUGGUAACUCUGUGGUGGUUCACUGUAGUGACGGCUGGGACCGAACAGCUCAGCUCACCUCCCUGGCCAUGCUGAUGCUGGACAGUCAUUACCGGACUCUCCGAGGAUUCGAGGUGCUGAUUGAAAAGGAAUGGAUUAGCUUUGGUCACAAAUUUGCUUCGAGGAUAGGUCACGGUGAUAAGAACCAUGCUGACCAGGACAGAUCACCGAUCUUUCUUCAGUUUAUCGACUGUGUGUGGCAGAUGACUAAACAGUUUCCUACAGCCUUUGAGUUCAAUGAGAACCUCCUGCUGACGAUCCUGGAUCAUCUCUACAGCUGUCGCUUUGGAACUUUCCUCUUCAACUGUGAGAGUGCUCGAGACCAGCACGAGGUGAGGUUGAAGACCGUGUCUCUGUGGUCUCUGGUCAACAGUAGGAUGGACAUUUAUUUAAACCCCUUCUACACCCCAGACUCUGGGCAAGUUCUCUACCCUGUUGCUAGCAUGCGGCACCUGGAGCUGUGGGUGGCCUACUACAUCCGCUGGAACCCUCGUAUCCGACAGCAGCAGCAGAGUCCAGUGGAGCAGCGCUACAAGGAGCUUCUGGCCCUCAGAGACGAGUACCUGAAGAAGCUGGAGCAGCUUCAGCUGUCUGACUCUUCUUCCUACCAUCUUGCUAACAGCAGCACCUCCAAUACCACCUCGUCUUCAGCCUCCACACCAUCACAGCAGUACACACACCUACAAACACCUCUCUGAGAGACGACAUCUAACUGCACACCUAUACACUCUGCUCUGAGGGACAAUAUCCACAGAAACAGAAAUCACAUUGUGUUAACUUGCACUGUUUACAUCUAAUCCCACACACACACACACACACACACACACACAGGGACUUGAUUUGUAUUGUAAAGUCCUACCUUUAAAUAACAGACGUUUAAUAUUUUGGUUUGUAACUAAUUGCGUUUAGUAAAAAUGUUGACUUAUGCAAUCUGUCACGUCACAGCCUUGUGUCAGGUUUUAGCACACAGAAUCAUCACACAGCAAGGCCUUAAACAUGUCCAGUGCUCCGCUCUCCGUGUAAGGGCUUUAGAAAGAGCUGUGAGCUCUCCGCACAUCCUACUGUGAUCAAUACUUUCAUCAAUGUUCAUGAAACCACAUCACCACAAACUCAGGUUAGGGAGCAUCUGCCUGCGUUUAGCUUCAUUCUGCUGUAUGAUGGACACCCAGAAAUCCACUUAGGAUCCUAUUUGGGAAACUAACAAACCAAUCUGGAUGGUAAAAGUCAGGCACGACAAGUAUGGGAGCCAAAAGUAAAAGUCUGUAGUUUUAUGUCACAACUGAACGCCAAACCCAAGGAUUAACCACUUUAAUGUGGUUUAGAGGGUUUGUGCCACCUGCACCUCUCUGAGUGAAUAGUAGUCAUCUUAUUAACUCAGAGCUAUCUCUGUCUCUCCUCAGUUCUGUUAUUCUACUUUUUCUCUCAAGCCUUAAAGAUUCGGCUGCAUCAUAGGAACAUGGUUAUUGUGUGCUGUCAUUGUUGGGGGAAACGUUCCCCAGGUUCUGUUAUCUCUGGAGCACCUUGGUCGCGAUGAUUCUGGCACAAAGGAGCGUUUUUGGUUAAAAACCAAAUCUUUCUGACUUACUUUGGCCUUUGCUCCAGGAGUUUUCAUGAGAAAAUGAAAGUAAGUAAAAAAAAUUAAUUAUUGUAAAUAAAGAAAUUCUUAUUUGGUGGUUUUUAAAAAUGGGCUGAAAUCUGAUAAUCUGUAGCCGUGUGUACAGAAGGAAAGCAGCACCUGGGUGGCUAAACACACCUGGUGCGAUGAUGAAAUGUGACCUUAACUCUAAUUGGUAAAAUAACACAGAUGGCAGACAGACACGUCUGGUUCUGUAGAUGAUUUGGUGGUGUGGGAUGGCCUCUAGUAUUUAGGGUUUUCGCCGGACAGAUCCAGGAUGGAUUAAAUCAGCACAGUUAUCUUACAGAAGUGGGAAAACUCCCAUGAAUCUCCGAACAUGUGCCUUGUGGUUUGGGACUGGUUCUCGUGUUUUAGCCUGGCUGAAUUUUUACAACAAGUUCAACAAUUCUUUGUUUGAUAGUUCCCGUUCAGCCGUGAUCCCAUACACUGACUUUUGGACUUUAGUUGGUUCCAGGUGGACCUGUGAGUGAGGGCUACACACAUUUUUAUCAUCUGGAGCAACAAGCAGGCGACAUCUGAUUAAAGCCAACUAGAAGUAAGGUGUAGUAACAUUACUUGUCCAUAAGGGGAGCUUCAUGUUGGUGGGAAUUUAAACUACCAGUCUGGACACAACAUGGUCCUUACCAGCUUCAGUUAAGAGAUGAAGAGCAGUAAUUGGUCCACCAGUUGGUACCUCUGGUGCUAGGUUGGGUCUGGAUGUCCUGAUACAACACACACACACACACACACCAAGCUGCUAUUGACCCACAGGUGUAUCAGCAGUGACCCACUCACUUCCUGUCUGCUGACCAGCAGGAAGACAAAAACCCAUAACAUGUUUAAAACUUCUCUGUGUUUCAAAAUCUCAAGCUUCUGACUCUUUUCUGUUUAAAAUGUGAGUUCAGAUUGAAAAGUGUAGUUUGGUUCUGGGUUCAGACGGAGAAGCUAAUGGACAGACAAACCCACGUCACCUUCCUGAGUGUCUGUGAGAAUGGGGUGGGAGCGUUUUAUAAUUGUACGAGCACACGGUGCGGUUACCUCAGUCUAAAACUGUUUCACUGUCUACAGUUAUUUAUGUGGGGGAGAUCUUUUAAAAGCAGGUUCUGAGGCUCUUGAUUUCGGUUUCUGCUCCGAGUUCUGCUUUGUACCCGAGGGCAUUUUGUAUUUUGUAUUUGUCCUUGCUAACCCAGGAGGAACAGACAGAAGUGUAGAUAGUUUUUAGAUUAUUCCUGCCGUUUCUCAGUGGAACUUCAACUUGGACAUGAGCUCUGGUUCCGUAGUGUUGAUUUGGACGAUAUAUCUGUCUUUACUCAUUUCAGUUUGACAUUACUGUAAUCUAGAGGGUGUCGUUCAUAACCUGCUUUGUAAUAAAUACGUAUGAAAAAUGCAGGAGCUGUGGGGAAAAGGGUGAAAGCAGAGAAACAUUUCAAAUGUAUUUUUUUCCAAUUUAUAUCCUGUUUUUCUGAAUGGCCCUUUUAUGUAAAUAUAUCUUAAUAAAUUAAACUUUUCUGACAGACUA